UUCAUAUGAGCGCGCUCGCUGAGGGGUUUAUUUAUUCAACGACCGAUCCCGUGUGCGGACAUUAUUUUCCGAAACGUUCGCAAAGGAGCACACGACGAACAAAACGCGAUACAAUAUCAAAAGAAACCAAUCGAUUCGAUUGUGGUCCGUGCAUACGUUAUUAAGUCGAAAAGUUAUGCGCUGCAUUAUUUUGCAUGAAAGUCAAAUAUCUUGGCGCAGGUUUUUCAAAUGUUUCGCGAGCAACGCGGAUUUUUUGCAUGCGGAUAAAUAAAAGUGAAGUGUAAACUGUUAUCAGAUAGCCGUGAGACGAAUAUGGAUAUUUUUGAAUAAUGAACGCGUAACUCCAUAAGUUAUCAGUCGAGGGUUUGAGUAAAAAAACACUUAGACGAGCGCAAAAAUUAAAAAAAAAAAAAUUAUUAAAAUUAGGCAGGUAUUUUAGCGAGCUGUAGCUAUCAAAUGCAUGCCGCGCAGCCCAGUGCAACAAUACAAAAACAACGGUCAUGUUUUGUAUGCCAACCGCCGCCUCCAGCCCAAGGCUUUAGGGUCACUUGUAAGAUAUUCGAACGACUAAACAAGCAUAAGAACAGCAGUGCUUAAUUAAAGAGAAUAUUUAAAAAUAAACUGUGUAAAUCAGAAAAUUGUGUGAACGAAAGCGCGAGGGAGAAAAAAGCGGCAAAACGCAAAUUUCAUUUCAUUUACAAAACGCCGAAAUAGCGACGGCAUAUCGCUGAAAAGGAAGCAAAAAAUAAAGAUAGGCGGAAAAACACUCGGCAAAAAACACUCCACUAAAUAUACUAAAAUUCAGACGCACAUUUGUAUGUGUGUGUUACUAAAACCCUAUUACUGCACCAAAUCGAUUACAGUGAAUAGCCAUCCACUUAAACUAUAGGAAACGGAAAAACCCACACCAUCGACGGAAAGGCGGCGUAAAGGUCCUAAAUUAACGACUACCUGGUUCUAGUAAUAUUUCAUUGAUAAACUGAAGGCGCUAAGCAGCUGACAGUGAGUCAAUCCGCCACAAAGCACGCCAGACAACACCGCCAGUGGGCAACGCUGAGUGCCAGCAAAAGCGCAUAGCGAAAAGUAAUAACAGAAAUUUAAUAAUUAAAUUAUUUGGCAGAAGUGUUAUCUAAUCUAAGUGUACGCUUUUCACACUAACCACCCAUCCACCUAUCGAACGACCGAACAACCAACAUACCAACAAAAAUAACAACAAAAAACAAAGCAUCGACAAAGCAAACAACCUGCUUGCCAUCCGCGCGCGAUACGCAACAAAGUGUGUCGCAGAGUCACUCACUCAGUCAGUUAGUCAGUGUCAGAACGCGAGCGUGUUUGUUUGUCAUCACUAUAACAGCACAAUUUCAUUUUUUUUUUUUGUAUUUCUUAUUUAGUUUGCGGAUAUUACUUGUAUAUCGCCAAGAAGCGUGGAUCUUCUGCAUACUUCGUACACCGAAAGGCGUGAAAUCAACGGUGAAAGAGUACAAAAAAAACGUUCUUUGACAGUCACAGGUUAAACGAGUGUUUUAACCGACGAAUACAUAAUUUUCAAUAAUUAAUUUUCAUAUAUCCAUACGAGUGUGUGUGCAUAGAUUUCAAGAGCAAUUAAUUUUCAACGUUCAAAAAGCAAAAAAUAUAAAUAAGUGAAGUGCAAAGUGUUAAGAGAAAAAGUGCAAUCUACACAAUUGCCGCGCAGCAAUAGCAGCCAUAAAGAAAUUAAGUGUAAAAUAAUAAAAUUUAGCUGGAAAAUAGUGGCAGCGACAAGUAAAGCAAAACUAGUAUAAAAUACUAAUAUUUAUUAUAUUACUAAUAAAAUAAGAGUAAAGUAAGAAACGAACCACAUAAAAUGGCCAUCAUUAGCAGUACAAAAACGACGAACUCGUCGACGUCAACCAACUAUUACACAUGCAAUGCAACCAGCGCAACGAGCGCGGAGUGCAGCUCCGCGAUAGACACACCUGCAGAUAUGCUAAAAUCAAGAAAGACGACAAAAGCAUCCACAUCUUCUGUCAGAACGUCUUGCGCAGCAUUAUUCACAUCACCGGCAGCCGCAACGGCAGUUACAGGAAAAUCAGCGCGACGAACACUGUCAUUAUCUGCAGCAGCAACGAGAGCGGCAAGCUCCACAACGCUGUUCAAUCUCCUCUCCAAAUUCAUCAUAUUUGCCAUCUUGAUUUGCACAGCGCCAUCGUCGGUUAGCGGCCGGCGGCAUACGCCACUUUUGGUAGAUGAAUCGGAGGGCACACGUAGAAAUAACAGACCAGUUGUUUCGGAAUGCCAGUUUGGAAAAACGGUACGAGAGAUCGGUUCCACCUGGUUUGCGGACCUCGGGCCGCCAUUCGGCGUCAUGUACUGUAUCAAGUGCGAAUGUGUAGCGGUGCCUAAAAAGCGUCGAAUCGUUGUACGCGUGCAAUGCAAAAACAUUAAACACGACUGUCCGAUAGCAACAUGCAAUGACCCAGUCCAACUGCCUGGAAAAUGUUGUAAAACAUGUCCCGACGAUAAAAAUGAUACGGACGUAUCCUUGGAUGUACCUGCCCCGGUUAAUAUUGAAGAGGAGGAGCGCAAUAUGAAACAUUUCGCGGCUCUACUCACCGGCAGAACAUCACUUUUCUUGAAAGGAGAAGAGAUGAAGGCUAUGUAUGCGACAAGCACCUACAAUCCGCAAAAUAUCGUUGCCACAGGCCGUUUCUUGUUCCAUAAGAAGAACCUCUAUUACUCUUUCUACAUCUCGUCGAAAACUAAUCGCCCACGUACCAUUCAAUUUGUCAAUGAUGGUGGCACCAUACUGGAGGAGCAUCAGCUGCAGACCCCACUCUCCGAUACACAGAGCGUGUAUCAGAAUGCGACUGGUAAGAUCUGUGGCGUUUGGCGUCGUGUUCCUCGUGACUAUAAACGACUGCUGCGUGACGAACGCUUGCACGUUGUUUUGCUGUGGGGUAAGAAGGAUCAGAUUGACCUCGCGCUUGGUGGAAACAUUGCCAAAUAUACCGCUUUGCAAACGGAAUUAUUCAGUUCACUAUUAGAGCCUGCACCCGGCCCGAAACCUGCUCUUUUAAACGGCGCUGGUGGCACAGCUAUCAUCUCGACAAGCAGCGGCGCCGCUGCCUCCGUUCAUUUAACACUCGUCUUUAAUGGCGUAUUUGGUUCUGAUGAAUAUUUAGAUAGUCCGAUUAAUGUGCGCGUUGAAUCACCCGAUCGCAAAGAAAUCGUUUUAGAUGAAGUGCAAAAGGUGCGCAAACCUUCGGCUGAGAUCAAUAUUUUGGAAAUUUCUUCACCCAUCUCCAUACCAAUGCUGCGUUUGAUGUCACGUGGCAAACUGCUAUUGACAAUAGAAUCGAAGAAAAACCCUCACCUACGUAUACAGGGUCACAUUGUUACGCGCGCCACCUGUGAACUCUUCCAGACUUUGCUUACACCACACAACGCGGAGUCUAGAACAAAGAGUAGCGGCUUAUCUUGGGUCUUUCUCAAUACCGACGGCUCGCUUUCAUACAACAUUGAAACGGAUCACAUCAGCAUCAAGGACCGUCCCGAAAUCAAUCUAAUGGAAGACUUGGGUAAGCGCAGAACUAUGCUGGACAACCUUACACCAACAUUCAAUUUCAAUCAAGCCAUUGGCAUCAUCGAUAAAUUGAGUCCAAAAGCAAUUGAAUCUUUGUAUGCCGGUGACUUAGGGGUCAAUAUUGCCAUCGAGAAGGAACCAAGUCUCAUACGCGGUCACUUUGUACCCCGCCCCGUUGCAGAUGCGCGCGAUUCUGCUGAGCCAAUUCUACUAAAACGCGUCGAGAAUUCUACAAGUGCACCGGCACACGCUAUGGGCAUGGCUUGGUUGGCCAUCGAUAACGAAUGUAGCCUUCAUUACGAGAUCACCGUGAAUGGGUUCCAAUACAAUCCACAGGAUUUGCAAAUAUAUCUCGAAGAAAAGCCAAUUGAAGCCAUCGGCGCUCCAGUGACACGCAAAUUACUUGAAGAAUUCUCCGGCUCCUACGUGGAGGGUUAUGUGCUAGGCAUGCCUUCCCUUGACCUCGUUAAAUUAGAAAAUAACGUAUGCUACCUGGAGAUCCAUUCAAAAGAGAAUAGUGAGCUCUUAUUACGGGGCAAAUUAAAAUCCACAAAGGUUCCAUCUCACUGUCUUCCCCUUCACACGGAUAACAAUGUGCCGAAUUCGGCCGUGCCAGGAGACCACGGUGACAACAAUCUCAUUGGGCCAGAUGCCAAGUGCUUCCAUUCAGGCCGCUUCUAUGACGAAUCCGAGCAAUGGCGUAACGCAAAUGAUGUUUGCCAAAUGUGCGCCUGCCAAAGCGGCCAACCCACUUGUGAGCCAAUCAAAUGCCCAGCAAUGCAGUGUAAACCUAACGAAGAGCUAAUACGGCGGGAGGGCGAAUGUUGCUCCAUGUGCGUGGCGAAAAAUGUCGUCGUUGAGACGGCGAGUACAGCUGAACAAACCGCACGCGGAUGUCGUUUGGGUGAUCAAUUCCACUUGGCCGGCACCGUUUGGCACCCGUUCUUGCCACCGAACGGCUUUGACACGUGCACCACCUGCACCUGCGAUGUGCUAACUCUGGAAGUGCGUUGCCCACGCAUUGUUUGCCCGAUGCUACGCUGUUCAGACAAAGUCGCCUACCGCCCGGACAAAAAGGCUUGUUGCAAAGUGUGCCCCGAAAGCAAGCCAUCGCGUGGCGACAAAGUCUUAAACCCCAACAUAUUACAAGAUCAAGGCAUACGUGUGACAUACCCGGCAGAAGACAUCAUCAGCCAGGGCGGCUGUAAGGUAUUGAAUAAGGUCUACGAGAACGGACAGGAAUGGCAUCCCAUUUUGGCAUCACACGGAGAACAGAAAUGCAUUAAAUGCCGCUGCAAGGAUUCGAAAGUGAAUUGCGAUCGCAAACGUUGUUCUCGUUCCAUCUGCCAGCAGACGCGCAUUUCGGCAAAGCGAAAAUUGUAUGAGAAAUCCGGCAUUGGCGAACCGAACAUCGACGAGUGCUGCUCCACGCAGUGCCGACGCUCGCGCCGCCACCACAGACGCGUGCACCAGGACCACACAAGCGCCGCUGACGACCGGCAGCAGAGGCAACAGUCGAAGCGAGCGCAACAACAAGCCAAUUUGAACCGCAGCGGCAGCAACAGCCAUAGCAGCUGAACACCAAACUCGAGUCGCUUGCUUACACAUAUACCUACAUAUAUACACUUAAUCGCGCUAGUAUCACAGAAAAGAAAUGAAUAACAAAACCACGAUUUUCUUCUAGAGAAAAUAUGCGCUUUUUGUAACUUUAUUGAAAACAGAACUGAAAACGAAUGUAGCGAAGCAAUGAAAACCAUGAUUAGUAGCACUGAAAAAGAAAAACGAAAAGGAGAACGAAUGUUUGCAAACUAAGCCGCUAGCGAGAGUAUUUACUAAAAAAUUAGAGAAAAACUAUUUUUUGUAUUGUAUUAAAGUAAAGUUAACACAAUAUAGUCCAGCAGUGAAAAUGAAAAUGCAAAUGGAAAAAUGUUAUAGUGCGCCAGUUGUAGAGGCCAAAGUUAUACGUGUAUAAUUAUUUUGGGGAAGCGUUUGUGGCAGCUAUUAAAAAAUAUAUAAGUACCAGUGCAGUUGCUUCAGGCUUUCAAUUCUAACGAAUGCUGAAUUUAAGCAAAAAACAAACAAAAAAUACUUCAAAAAUCUGUAGCUUUUGAAAACUCGCUUCCAAAUGUCGUGAAAAGCUGCGCUGAAUUUUAAAGUGAAAUUCUCUUAAAAUAGAUUAAGAACGAUGAAUCGAAUAAUUAUUGAGGAUUUUAUGCAAUGCGAAAGCAGCUAGUUAGAGACAGAGAGCACAAGAGCGGCAGAGAGGUAAAGAGAGAGACAGUGCAAGAAUGAGAAACACAUCCCAAUUGUUUCGACUGAUUGACUGAAUGGCAUAGAAUAAGUAAAAGAACUUACAAAAAUAUUACAAAAAAAAAGAAAAUAUAUAUAUAUUUGUUUUUUAUAUUCAUUAAAUAUGUACUAAUAUUAAACGCAUAAACUGAUGCAAGGACAUACGUGCAUAUGUUCGUAUACACACACAUACACAUGCAUAUAUGUACAUAUAUAAUUGGAGACCCCCACUGCUCGUGCCUUUAAACAAUUGUCCAAUUUACACUGAAAUCGUUUGCUAACAUUUAUCGCCAAUACAAAUAUAUCAUAAGCACUUUGUAGUAUUUUUAUUGCAGUGUUGCUUGGAGUUU
Molecule: messenger RNA, 6201 nt
Organism: Anastrepha obliqua
Lineage: Eukaryota; Metazoa; Arthropoda; Insecta; Diptera; Tephritidae
Gene: sog
Product: dorsal-ventral patterning protein Sog
Exons: 7
Coding region: 1844-5140 (1098 amino acids)
Molecular function (GO): protein binding
Source: RefSeq, a predicted model, not a curated record